AUGUUUUCCUGCCGUUACUCCCCACAUCCUUACUCCCCCUACUCCCCUCACCCUUACUCCCCUCACCCUUACUCCCCUCGCCCUUACUCCCCUCACCCUUACUCCCCUCACCCUUACUCCCCUCACCCUUACUCCGCUCACCCUUACUCCGCUCACCCUUACUCCCCUCACCCUUACUCCCCUCACCCUUACUCCCCUCACCCUUACUCCCCUCACCUUUACUCCCCUCACCCUUACUCCCCUCACCCUUACUACCCUCACCCUUACUCCCCUCACCCUUGCUCCCCUCACCCUUACUCCCCUCACCCUUACUCCCUUCACCCUUACUCCCCUCACUUCAAGAAAAAUGUCAGCAUCACCAGCAUCACCAGCAUCACCAGCCGUGUCAGCAUCACCAGCAUCACCAGCAGUGCCAGCAUCACCAGCAGUGCCAGCAUCACCAGCAGUGCCACCAUCACCAGCAGUGCCAGCAUCACCAGCAGUGCCAGCAUCACCAGCAGUGCCAGCAUCACCAGCAGUGCCAGCAUCGCCAACAGUGCCAGCAUCACCAGCAGUGCCAGCAUCACCAGCAGUGCCAGCAUCACCAGCAGACCAUUUGGCCCCCUUAAGUCCAUUUAG
Molecule: messenger RNA, 618 nt
Organism: Hyalella azteca
Lineage: Eukaryota; Metazoa; Arthropoda; Malacostraca; Amphipoda; Hyalellidae
Product: 4-O-methyl-glucuronoyl methylesterase 1-like
Exons: 2
Coding region: 1-618 (205 amino acids)
Source: RefSeq, a predicted model, not a curated record